This is a messenger RNA of Mytilinidion resinicola, 381 nucleotides long. RefSeq lists its product as uncharacterized. Gene Ontology annotation, biological process: proton motive force-driven ATP synthesis. The transcript is spliced from 3 exons. Bases 1 to 381 code for a protein of 126 amino acids. Lineage: Eukaryota; Fungi; Ascomycota; Dothideomycetes; Mytilinidiales; Mytilinidiaceae. The record is from RefSeq and is a predicted model, not a curated record.
AUGCUCGCGCAAUCACUCAGGGCCUCGCGCCAAUCGCUCGCCCGCGUUGCCUGGCAGCAGGGUGUCGCCGUCUCGCGUCGAACCUUCAUCACGCCCACGGCCGUCCGCCAAGCCGACCUCGUCCAGGACUUGUACCUCCGCGAACUGAAGAACUACAAGCCGACCCCCGUCAAGGCCUCGGAUGCCGAGGGCCACGUCCAGACGUUCUCCAUCCCCAAGGCGCCGCCGUCCCCCGAGGAAAGCGACAUCGCGAGCGACCUGAAGUCGUACGAGACGCAGCAGGUGGAAAUUGAGGGCCAGGCGGAGAGCGGCGCCGCGCCGGUGGAGGAGGACUGGUUCGAGGCCGAGGAGGAGGAGGAGGAGGCGGCGGCUGCUCAUUAG